Messenger RNA from Acanthisitta chloris (rifleman), 278 nucleotides. Its product is annotated as protein Wnt-5b-like. NCBI's taxonomy places the organism in Eukaryota, Metazoa, Chordata, Aves, Passeriformes, Acanthisittidae. Gene Ontology annotation, cellular component: extracellular region. Bases 7 to 273 code for a protein of 88 amino acids. Gene Ontology annotation, biological process: canonical Wnt signaling pathway; neuron differentiation; cell fate commitment. The transcript has a single exon. The record is from RefSeq and is a predicted model, not a curated record. Gene Ontology annotation, molecular function: cytokine activity; frizzled binding.
UUCAACAUGCCCACGCAGGAGGACCUGGUCUACGUUGACCCCAGCCCGGACUAUUGCCUGCGCAACGAGACCACCGGCUCUCUGGGCACCCAGGGCCGGCUGUGCAACAAGACCUCGGAGGGCAUGGAUGGGUGUGAGCUGAUGUGCUGCGGACGGGGCUAUGACCAGUUCAAGAGUGUCCAGGUGGAGCGUUGCCACUGCAAGUUCCAUUGGUGCUGUUAUGUCAAGUGUAAAAAGUGCACAGAGAUCGUUGACCAGUAUGUCUGUAAAUGAAAGGA